CGAAGAUUCAUCGGUACGAUCGGUCAGCAAUUUCUUGGAACAACAGAAACAGUAGGGUCUCUCUCCGGCUCCAUCAGACUUUAUUCCGCCUUGUUUCAUGAUCACUACAGCCUUGUCUCUCGUCGAGAGGUACAACAAGAUAAAAAGUGCUACUACUUUUCAACGUUUUGCAACGAAUUUCGUCUGCUUCAUCCACAAGUUCUAGUUUUGAAAAAAUCCACAAGUUCUACUUUUGAAACAAAGCGAAUUUAUAUCUUCACCUGUUAUAUAAUUACAGAUACGAUCAUUAUUUUCAACUCUUGAUCAUCAACAUUCUCACCAUGACAUUGAGGAAGUACAACUACAAUCCAAUGUUUCGGUUUCCGUUGGUCCUGGUGUCUGCGCUGUUCGCCGACAGCGCCAAUUCCCGCCUUCUUGCCGCCAGUGGGGGUCGUGUGACAGGGGCUGCUGCUGCUGGAUCUCAACAACUACUUUCACCACGGCGACGAGGGCACGACGAUCAACGUUCCGGAUUUGUGCGGUCGUGCAUCGCCCGUUGUUGCGGUGGUCGUCCUAUCAUAUUAAAAAGCGCCCCACACGACCCGGACAGUGUAGUUAUUCCAAAAAAUAUGUAAGUGAUGUUAUUGCAAUUGAUUUAGUAGUGUGUGUGUGUGUGUAUGUGACGUGUGUUGUCUUCUUUUUGGGAAAAAGAUCAUACAGCAAAAACUUCUUCGUGACACGCCACAAAUUUUUGCCAAGUGUCAGCGCUGGUCGUGUGGUCUUCUGAGCAGGUCGCGCUAGCGGGUGGGGCGCUUUUUAUCUUCAUGUUGCGCCACCGCCAGGAGGAUGGAGAUCCGCCAGGACGAGACGGGUCGCAAGAAGGUGCUCCGGAAGGAGGUGCUCCUCCAGCUCCGCAAGGAGAAGGACUGUCGCAGCCCCUUCCUUAUGCUGCGCACCAGGGAAGCGCUAACGCUGCCGCUGCUUCGUCGGUUCGUCUGGGAGGUCUCGCCGUCGGCGAGGUGUAUAGCCACAGCCAUGUUGGUGCGCCGCGGCCUGCUGCCGUCGGAUCGCAGUUGCGGCAACGCAGGGGGCCACCGCAACGGCCUGAUACGGCGGCGCCGCCGCGCGCUGCCUCGUCAUCUCGGGGAGGUCGCAAGCUCGACGAGUCCGGCCGUCAUUUCGACGAGCAGAUGGGCCGACGAUUCGACGAGAUGGCCCGUCAACAUGCUGAAAUCUGCCGUCAAGAUACUGAAUUCUGCCGUCACGAUGCUGCAUUAUGCCGGCUUUGGCGCGAGGAGAUGGUCCGCAAACUUGAAGCUGCUGGGCGACAACAUCCUGAUAUCCGACCUCAGCUGCUCCGCGGCAGUGUCAAGAAAAGGUCCUCAUUCUGCCAAGGUUUUUUCGAGGACAUGGUCCGUCAACUUGAACCUGCUCGGCGACAAGAUCCUGAAGUCUUAGCUCGGCUUCUCAAGGCUGUCGAAGCGGCUGUCGAAGCCUGGCUUGAGAAUGGCCGACGCAUCGAGCAGCGGAAGCUCUCCGCCUCCACCGAGGGCCAGGAUGGAGGUCCGCCCGGAGGUCGGUCGCAAGAAAUUGCUCCGGAAGGAGAUGCUCUGGCCCUGCAAGGAGCGUCGAAGCCCGUUCAUGAUACAACUGCGCAGCAAAACGCUAACGACAUGUCGCAACGUUCUGACAUGCCGGCUCCGGGCGCUGCUGCUGCUUCGUCGUCUCGUCUGGGAGGUCUCGUCGGCCGCGAGGUGGGUGGCCCUGUCCAUGUUGAUGCGCCACCUGCUGACGUCAGAUCGCAGCUGCGGCAACGCAGGGGGCCACCGCAACGGCCUCUCCAUACCCAUGCUGAUGCUCCGCCUGCUACCGUCGCAAACAGCCGCGACGAGGCUCUGAUCAUGCGUCGUAGAGUACAGAAAUGCUUCCCACGCCCUGAAGCGCCGCGUGCAGGACAUGGCCGUCCAGGAGAUGGGCAGACGCAGCAAGAAGCGGGAAGACCCGGAGCGUAUGAAGACCGGGGGGACCCGUGGGAGCCCAUCCAUCGCAUCCCAGAAGAGAACCGGUGGAGGACUCGGGUUAAUGGGAGUGAUACAGCGGCAAGGGCCAGGGCCAGCUUUGUCGAAGGCUUCGGAAAUGAUCUGGAAGUGGGGGCGGAAGAUGGUUCUGGAACUGGGGGUACAUUUCAAGAAGGUCAAUGGUGGAGUGGGAGUCCAUCCGAAGCCCCGUCUUGUGAAAAAUAA
Molecule: messenger RNA, 2222 nt
Organism: Amoebophrya sp. A120
Lineage: Eukaryota; Dinophyceae; Syndiniales; Amoebophryaceae
Source: the annotation of a GenBank genome assembly